Plodia interpunctella (Indianmeal moth) is the source of this 2817-nucleotide messenger RNA. It is a transcript of the gene 26-29-p, whose product is annotated as Cathepsin K1. Lineage: Eukaryota; Metazoa; Arthropoda; Insecta; Lepidoptera; Pyralidae. Bases 97 to 1758 code for a protein of 553 amino acids. Gene Ontology annotation, cellular component: lysosome. Gene Ontology annotation, biological process: immune response; positive regulation of peptidase activity; positive regulation of apoptotic signaling pathway. Gene Ontology annotation, molecular function: cysteine-type endopeptidase activity; cysteine-type endopeptidase activator activity involved in apoptotic process. The transcript is spliced from 15 exons. The record is from RefSeq and is a predicted model, not a curated record.
UCUGUCAUUCAAUGAAACAUUGUUUUCAAAAAAAUGUUUUGACAUUUUUUUCUGCAUUUCUGUGUAGACUGCGGCUUCGGGUGGUCGUUCCAGAAAAUGUUUUCGAUUUUAAUUCUUGGUAUGUUCGUCGGAUCCUCCCUUGGAGUUCCGGACAAGAAAAGUCCUCCACAAUGGAGCCCCGUGUACUCCGUCAAAGGCUUGCUGUUCAUCCCUUAUGCUGAGUUGAGUGAGCCCUUCUAUGCCUGGUUCGACAGCAAGAAUGGCAAGUCCCGUAUCGACUACUACGGUACGAUGGUCAAAACGUACCAAAUGUCAUCGAGUGUCUACCCCAAAUAUGGCACUUCUGUCAAGAUCGCUCCGGUUACGACGGAAAAAGAACUGAACAAACAGACAUGCCUUCAAGUGAAUGGUACAAAAGGACAAGAGGUCGGAGUACAGACCGUGUUGCCGGACAUGACUGACUUCAGUUUUGUGGGUUCAGAAGUGAUGCAAGACUCUGAGACCUGGAAAUGGAGAAUGGUUCAGACUAUCGGUGACAAACUUAAUAAAUAUACAAUGUGGGUAAAAUACAAGAAGACUUUGAAGGGCGAAGCGGUGCCUAUACCCGUCAGAUACGAAAUGAAAGGGUUCAAUAGUCUGCUGGGCUCGCACUACGACCAUUAUUACAUCACUUACGAGAACUAUGACGUCGAGGCCAUCGACCCAGCGGUUUUCAACAUAGAUUCAAGCAUGCAGUGUACGUCGUUCCCCGGGCCGGGUUCCCGUCACUACGCCACCUUCAACCCGAUGAAGGAGUUCGUUCACCCUGCCGACGAUUCUCACGUACACGACGAGUUCGACAGAUACAAAAACAAGCACGGCAAACAUUACGAGAGUGCAAUCGAACACGAAAAGAGGCUGAAUUUGUUCAGACAAAAUCUUAGAUUCGUCCAUUCGAACAAUCGCGCCCGCCUCGGGUUCUCUUUGGCCGUGAACCACCUCGCGGACAGGAGUGACGACGAGAUUGCAGCAUUGAGAGGGCGCAGACAUGACGGACCUAGCCCGUUGGGCCUUCCUUUCCCGUACACGCCGUCGAUGGUUGAGGAGUUGAGCAUCAAACUGCCGUACGAACACGACUGGAGGCUUUUCGGAGCUGUCACACCCGUUAAAGAUCAGUCUGUCUGUGGGUCGUGCUGGUCGUUCGGCACCGCGGGCGCUGUGGAGGGCGCUCUGUUCCUGCACAACGGCGGCCAUCUCGUGCGGCUCAGCCAGCAGGCGCUCGUCGACUGUUCUUGGGGGUACGGCAACAACGGAUGUGAUGGCGGUGAAGAUUUUCGCGCGUACCAAUGGAUUAUGAAGCACGGGCUACCUACUGAGGAAGACUAUGGCGGGUACUUGGGGCAGGACGGUUACUGUCACAUUGACAACGUCACCCUGGUGACCAGUAUGAAGGGGUGGGUCAACGUCACUGCCAAGGACGAAAACGCUUUGAGGUUGGCUAUCUUCAAGCACGGGCCCAUAUCUGUGGCCAUCGACGCCUCGCAGAAAACAUUCAGUUUUUAUUCGAACGGAGUGUACUAUGAUGCCAAAUGCAAAAACAAGAUUGACGAGCUCGACCACGCGGUCUUGGCCGUUGGUUACGGCAUCCUCAAUGGGCAGAAGUAUUGGUUGAUCAAGAACUCUUGGUCCAACAUGUGGGGAAAUGACGGGUACAUACUAAUGGCCAGUAAAGACAAUAACUGUGGCGUCGAAACGGCCCCAACUUAUGUACUUAUUUAAGUUAAAUUUGCAAAAGUUAGUUUGUAAUGUGCCUGAAUAAAUUGGGAAUAUUACAAGCUGAUCUAAACAGUUAUAUUGUAACCUAACGGGAUUUUAAUGUCUCGAGUUUUAUAAGCUAACUUAUUAAACAAGUAAGUUUGAUGUUAUUUAAGUUCCGGUGAAGGAAAACAUCGCGAGGAAACCUGCACACUGGUUGAUUAUCAUUAACUUGUGUGUGAAAUGGAGCAGAAGGCAAUGGCAAACCACUCCAUUAAUAAUGCCAAGAAAGUUGUUGUGUGUGUUUCAUUUCGCGUAACAACCACGACCCUCAGCCAUGAGGAAUACGAAUAUGAAGAAGAAGUUUUUAUAUAACGUGUUUAGUGAUUAGUUUUUGUAAUGUUUUAUUUGAUUAGGCAAAUUACAAAUAAGGCUGUUCAUAAUUUAACUAUAAUUACAAAUAUAUAUGCUUGUAAGCAUCGAAAUCUUACGUAGAUAGAUUUAAAAAAUCAUAUCCCGAAAUUUAUAUCUAAAAAUAUUUAUUUUAAUUCCCAUUUAGGUCACUUAAAAACAGCGGAACAUUUUCUGAGAUCAAUGGAAUAUUAAUUUUAUGACCAUUGAUAUAUACAGUCCAUGAAACUAAAAUGACAUUUAUGUCAAUAGUUAUCAAGUUCAUAUCUCAAAACUCUCAGAUACUCUACUGUUUUUAUGCGCAGACGCAUAUAGUGCCUUUGGCUAUGAUCACCAAAAUAUUUUAGUGUUACACUUAUUUAUAAAAUAAUCGAUCCAUGACAUAAUGAUAUUAAAUUUAAAUAUGUGAGGUUAUGGAUUAAAAUAUAUUUUCAAUUUUAAUUGGCAACUCUUGUAGCCGUUAUGUAAAGAGCUGAAUUUUUAUCUCACAUUUUUGUUUGGAGUUUAAUCUCAUUUUAAGUGUGUAUUUACUUUUAAGUAUCAAUUAUCUAAUAUCAUAUUGAUUACUUAUUUUAAAUGUACAUAUGGCUGUGUUAAACAUUCACAUUCCGGCAGUUUUUAAAUAAAGUAAGCAAAUGUUUGUAAGAUUUUAAUAAAAUAUAUUAAUCAAAA